This is a messenger RNA of Tilletiaria anomala UBC 951, 1010 nucleotides long. Its product is annotated as ankyrin. Bases 36 to 857 code for a protein of 273 amino acids. NCBI's taxonomy places the organism in Eukaryota, Fungi, Basidiomycota, Exobasidiomycetes, Georgefischeriales, Tilletiariaceae. Gene Ontology annotation, molecular function: protein binding. The transcript has 4 exons. The record is from RefSeq and is a predicted model, not a curated record.
AGUAGCAGCAUUUUAUCAGCAGUAGCAGUAGCAAGAUGUCCGUUCCCACGCUGAGAAAUGACGUGACGGCAGCGGCGGCUAGCAGCAGCAGUAGCAGCAGCAACAUAUGGGAGGCAGCCGGCGAAGGCGACCUUGCGCGAGUUAAGUACCUUGUCGAUGAGCAAGGUAUGAGUCCCAGCGUCGCCGAUCAAUUCACGUACACGCCAUUGCACGCUGCAGCUUCCUACGGACACGCUGAAGUGUUAAGAUACCUUCUCAGCCAUCCCAAAUGUCCUCCGGACGCAGUCAACGUCACCGACUCGGACGGUGACACUCCCCUCUUUGUCACAGAACAGCCGGAGAUCGCCAGCAUCCUCAUCGAAGACUUUGGUGCAGACGCAAAGCACAGGAAUCACGACGAAAGGACGGCUCUCGACGCGGCGGUCGAGAAUGACCACGACGGGCUCGCCGUCUAUCUCUCCGAAGUAACAGGAGCGCCCAUCCCACCGAGAGAGGAGGAUGAAGAUGAAUUGAGAUUCGCAGCAUUGCAACAACAAGAGCAAGAGCAGCAACAGCAACAGCACCACUCGACCGCGAUCGCCAGUGCAGCAUUUGCGGCGAGUGGCGACAGCGGAGACGCGGAUCGAUUAUCGGCCCAUCGCGCGGAUGAGACCAUGGAGCGGGUCCAUCAGAUCAUGAGCCGGGCGCAGGUACGGCAAGAUGCAGCAGCAGCAGCAGCAGCAGGACAGGUGCACGCCACCGGGGAUACGCAAGUGCAGUUGACCGCUCAGGAAGAGCAGGAGCUGCGCCAGGUCGUCGGCGAUUCAGUCGUCAGACAGAUUCUCGACGGUUGGCAUUCAACGCAAGGGCAAUCAUGAACAUUGCAAGGGGAAAAUUCACGCACAGAUGUACAUCAAUUUGCUACACUACAAUAGUCGAGAGCAGGCGAGGCUCACUCUUUCCAUCAUCGUCUUCUGUAACAAGGUUUAUUGGGGUUUAUUAUAUUCCUGCAACUGACUCAUGAAACAUGG